Suillus subalutaceus is the source of this 1453-nucleotide messenger RNA. RefSeq lists its product as uncharacterized. The coding region runs from base 113 to 1453 and encodes 446 amino acids. The transcript is spliced from 6 exons. The record is from RefSeq and is a predicted model, not a curated record. NCBI's taxonomy places the organism in Eukaryota, Fungi, Basidiomycota, Agaricomycetes, Boletales, Suillaceae.
GGCCAUAUAGCAACAAGCAGAUCAUAUAGCAGUACUACUGGUGAAUCCCACAUGUAGUUACAAGCACUGUAAGAUGUCCGAGUAAUGAUACAGUUGAAUUCUCCCCCUCACGAUGUCCGCGAACCUUGCGAGACUCAAUGCCACAAUUGUCGCCCAUGAACAGCUCAAAACAAAAUUUUUGACCUUUAAAGACCAAGCAGAAAAGAAGUUUCAGUUCCUAUACAAUGAGAACAAGCUUCUGAAAGCCGAAAACUCGCACCUGAAGUUGCAACAAAAAGAUGUGGACGAGCGUUUGCGACGCAUCGAAGCACAGGUCGGCAUUGAAUAUAUUGAAGCCGGUGAUGAUGCAGAUAUCGAGAAUGAUGAGGGUGAGCAGGUAGAUGAUGGUGGGCAGCAAUCUAGUGCAAAUGUGAAGGCGGAGAAGGAUGAUCAGCAGCGUGCAAGUGAUGAUACACUGAAGAGCAAAUAUAUAGAGGACCUAGUAGGCGAAAGCUUCAAAAUUCUGCUAGGCAUCCAGAAAAUCGAUGCACAGCACUUACCAGGCUACCCAAUGGGUAUCGGAGAAGGGACAGAUAAAUGGCCGAAAGAUCCUGCUACAGGGAAAGACUUGAUUCGCUUUGACUGGUGGGUAGGAAAGCAUGAUGACAGUAUCAACACAACAGGUCUGCAGAGGAUAGUCGAUAGGAUCCGUCUCGUGGGACCACAGAUGGGCGAUGCAGCGAAGGGGAUUCUCAGUGCGAUCCUUCCUGGCCAAAUUGAAAAAAAUGUGCGGACAAAAUAUAUGCGAAUGGCGGGCGAAUACAGAAAAGCGGACAAGAAAAGGAAACGAGUAGAUGAAGAUGAUGACCUGGGGGAUGAUGUAGAGAUUGUUGAUGGAGGUUUGGAUCGUGCGCACAUGAAUUCACGUGUUCAAUCAAAACUUGAUGUGCACAAGAGGAAACGCAGAUCAAAUGAAUAUGAUGAAGAUGACCCAGAACAGCGUCCAGGUGAAGCACGCACCUUCUUGACAAUGGAGCCAGAAUGGCGAAGCCUUGAGUUGUCCGCGCUCUUCGCAGCCAUAGAUGAGGUAAAAGACCCGCGACCUGACCAAGCCAAGUUAGCGAAGCUGCGGAGAAGAACAGAUGAACAAAAGACAGGCCCACCACCUCUUGCACGAACCUUGGCCACACGUAUACGUUCAUGGAUGGUCAAGACUGACAUCCUCGAGGAAAAUGCGGACUGGUUUGACUCCGGGCGCGUUGCUCACAGUGGUGAAGCAUGGGGUGAUGAGGAGCCAAGGGAGCUGGUGAAGGAUAGGAAAGGAAAGGGGAAGGCUUGGGACUCCGGAACUGCCAAGAAGGUGAUUGUGCGCCAACGAAACACUGUCGAUGAGGCUAGUAUGAGCGUGCUUGAGACUGCGCAGCAAAAGCUUGGCGAAAUUCUUGAAGCUUGCAAUGUCACCAUCUUCAUCUGA